Bombina bombina (fire-bellied toad) is the source of this 4468-nucleotide messenger RNA. It is a transcript of the gene SEC24C, whose product is annotated as SEC24 homolog C, COPII coat complex component. Gene Ontology annotation, cellular component: COPII vesicle coat; endoplasmic reticulum exit site. The record is from RefSeq and is a predicted model, not a curated record. Gene Ontology annotation, biological process: endoplasmic reticulum to Golgi vesicle-mediated transport; intracellular protein transport; COPII-coated vesicle cargo loading. Gene Ontology annotation, molecular function: SNARE binding; zinc ion binding. NCBI's taxonomy places the organism in Eukaryota, Metazoa, Chordata, Amphibia, Anura, Bombinatoridae. Bases 155 to 3709 code for a protein of 1184 amino acids. The transcript is spliced from 25 exons.
UGAGGACGUGGCAGCCGCAGAGAAGCUGUCUUUCUUCCUUAGAUGACUCUCGGCGUCACUUCCGGUAGGAAGCAGAGUAGUGCGCUGUCUGGGAGCGGACAGGGAAGUAAGAGAGAGCGGAAGUCGGUGAGAGCUGUCUGGGGAUGUACAUAAGAUGAACGUAAAUCAGCAACAGCAUCUCGCUACUCCCUACAUGCAGUCUCAGGCCGGGGGCUACCAGCAGCCUGUUUACGGGGGUCAGUCAAUGCCAGGGGGCCCUCAAUACCCGGGGUACAAUGGCCCAAUGCAGGGCUACCCGCAACAUGCCCCUCCCCAAGGUUUCCCUCUUAAUUCAGGUUUCCCUUCAAAAGGGGCCCCUGAUUGUUUCAUGUCUGACAAUUCUGUCCCCUCUGAUUAUAUAGGUCCCGUGAGAUCUCCAACCACAUCAGGGCCACCGCCUUCAGCAGCAGUUCCUCGUACUGCAGAGCAGCAGAUGUAUAAUCAUUACGGCCAGGGAGACCUACAAAAUGGGCCAUCAUCGCUAGGCAACCAGAUGCAGAGACCCCCAAUGUCCCAGCCGUACCUACAAUCAGGAACUCUACCUCAGCCAGGUAGUUUUCAGCCGUAUACUCCAUCCACAACUAGUACACAGCAACUAACCAACCAAAUGAUGGGAAUGCAAAUUAGCGGCGUAUCCACAUCUACUGCUCCCCCUUCAGGAAUAAGUUACGGGGCUCCAAGCACCCUCCCCCCGGUCUCCGGAAGCUUUCCUGCCUCGUCAUCUGGUGAUUACACUUCGUACUCCGGUAACCAAGUGCCAUCUCCUAUGAAUUUGUCCCAAGGAAUGCCCCCCACUAGACUGCCGCAAGCUCAACCACCCCCACAGCAGCAUUUUUCUGGUCCGCAAGCCCCACAGCGCCUUCCAUCUCCACAUGGUUUUGCCCCUCAGCCACCACCAGCUUCAUCAGCUGCAUCAAACUUUCCUCCACCUAAUUUUCCACCAUCUGUUUCUGGUGGCCAUCAGCCUAUGUCACUACAAGGUCCUCUAGGACAAGUUAUUUCAGGACCCCCUACCAUGCUGAGCAAUCAAGCUUCCACUACACAACCCCAGCCCCCCAGGCCUGGAGUUCCCCAAGGGCCACCAAUGACUGGUCUUCAGGGGCCACCACCUUCAGUGCCGCCUGGCCCCGGAGGAUUUCCUUUACAGCAGAACGGAGCCUUUGGACAGGCUAGGGGUCCACAGCCAGGAUAUCCUUCUGCAUAUCCACCUGCUCCUAACUAUGGAAGCCAACCGGGCACCCAAGGACCUCCUGCCCCCCCACCUCCGCAGAAGAAGCUUGAUCCAGACUCCAUACCUAGUCCUCAGCUUAAUGAACUGCCGCCCCAGCAAAAAACAAGGCACAGAAUAGACCCAGACGCAAUACCUAGUCCAAUACAAGUCAUAGAAGACGAUAGGAACAACCGGGGCUCUGAACCUUUCAUCACAGGACCAAGAGGGCAAGUUCCACCGCUUGUAACUACUAACUUCUUUGUCAGAGAUCAAGGCAAUGCAAGCCCUCGUUAUAUAAGAUGCACAUCAUACAACUUUCCAGCCACUGCAGACAUGGCAAAGCAGUCACAAGUCCCUCUGGCUGCCGUUAUCAAGCCUCUGGCAACUUUACCAACAGAGGAGGCUCCUCCUUGUGUGGUUGACCAUGGCGAGAGUGGGCCCAUCCGGUGUAAUAGGUGUAAAGCGUACAUGUGUCCCUACAUGCAGUUCAUUGAGGGUGGAAGACGCUUCCAGUGCUGUUUCUGCAGCUGUGUCUCAGAAGUGCCCCCUCAAUACUUCCAGCACCUGGAUCACACAGGGAAAAGAGUGGACUGUUAUGAUAGACCAGAGCUGUCAAUGGGAUCUUACGAGUUCACGGCAACAGUCGACUACUGUAAGAAUAACAAGUUUCCUAAUCCUCCGGCUUUCAUCUUCAUGAUUGAUGUGUCGUACAGCGCUGUAAAGAGCGGUUUAGUAUCCCUGGUUUGUGAAGAGCUGAAGCAGCUUAUUGACUACUUGCCCAGAGAAGGUAACAUGGAAGAGUCAGCGAUCCGGGUGGGCUUUGUCACCUACAAUAAAGUUCUGCACUUCUACAAUGUAAAAAGCUCCCUGGCUCAGCCGCAGAUGAUGGUUGUUUCAGAUGUGGCUGAUAUGUUUGUUCCUCUACUGGAUGGCUUCCUUGUCAAUGUGAAUGAAUCUAGAACGGUUAUCACCAGUUUGCUUGACCAGAUUCCAGAGCUUUUUGCUGACACGAGAGAAACAGAGACAUUGUUUGCCCCAGUUAUCCAAGCGGGUCUGGAAUCACUGAAGGCAGCAGAAUGUGCUGGGAAGCUUUUCAUUUUCCACACAACUUUGCCUAUUGCUGAAGCUCCAGGAAAACUGAAGAACAGAGAUGACAAGAAGCUGAUUAAUACUGACAAGGAGAAGACUUUAUUCCAACCGCAAACUAAUUUCUACAAUACGCUGGCAAAGGAUUGUGUAGCACAGGGGUGCUGUGUAGACUUGUUCCUCUUUCCCAAUCAGUACGUUGAUGUGGCUACCCUUGGUGUGGUUCCUUACCAAACUGGUGGCUCCGUCUACAAAUACACUUUCUUUCAGAUUGAAACUGAUAAAGAACGGUUCCUAAAUGACUUGCGCCGGGAUGUGCAGAAGGACAUUGGAUUUGACGCCGUGCUGAGAGUUAGGACUAGCACAGGCAUCCGGGCGACUGAUUUCUUUGGUGCUUUUUACAUGAGCAACACCACAGACGUGGAGCUUGCUGGGUUGGACUGUGAUAAAACUGUGACCGUGGAGUUUAAGCACGACGAUAAACUGAAUGAAGACGUUGGGGCCCUUCUUCAGUGCGCUGUGCUGUAUACAAGCUGCGGCGGACAGCGUAAACUCCGUAUUCACAACAUGGCACUGAACUGCUGCACCCAGCUGGCUGAUUUAUACCGAAAUUGUGAGACCGACACACUUAUCAACUAUUUUGCAAAGUUCGCGUUCCGUGGAGUCCUAAACUACCCAACAAAAACCGUGCGGGAUACCCUUAUCAACCAGUGUGCGCAGAUCCUGGCCUGCUAUAGGAAAAACUGUGCAAGCCCCUCAUCUGCUGGCCAGCUCAUACUCCCGGAAUGCAUGAAGCUGCUCCCUGUUUAUCUGAACUGUGUUUUGAAGAGCGACGUGCUGCAGCCUGGCGGUGAGGUGACCCUGGAUGACCGUGCCUAUAUCCGUCAGCUUGUUUCACCCAUGGACGUUGCAGAUACAAAUGUCUUCUUCUACCCUAGACUAUUGCCCUUAACAAAGGUGGACCCCAGCAGUGAGACCUUACCUGUGGCUAUCCGUACAUCUGAAGAACGCCUUUCUAGAGGGGAAGUGUACCUGCUUGAAAAUGGCUUAAAUUUAUUUGUGUGGAUUGGAGCAAACGUGCAGCAGUCACUGAUCCAGAACCUUUUUGGAGUUUCUUCUUUUAGCCAGAUUGACUGUAGCAUUAGUUCACUUCCACAGCUCGAUAACUCGAUUUCAAAGAAAAUGCACACAAUUAUCACAAUGUUCAGAGCACAGAGACCCCGAUAUAUGAAGCUGAUGAUCGUAAAACAAGAUGACAAAAUGGAAAUGUUUUUCAAACACCUAUUAGUAGAAGACAAAAACAUAAAUGGCGGAGCAUCUUACGUAGACUUCCUCUGUCACAUGCACAAGGAAAUUCGACAGCUUUUAAGUUAAAGACUACAGACGCGCUCCUUCAGUGACGUUUCAACAUGUUUCACUAAACCACCAUCUUGAUCUAUUAAUUCUGCUACCACAACCUGAACAGGAGCAAUUAUUUUUUCUUCUUUGAUUUCCACCUUCCUAUUGAUACAUUUGUAGUUCCCAACCCAAAAAGAUUUCCCCAAAACUACAAUUUAAGAAAACAAAGUGGAAGAUCUCAUUAGAACGGCCUCAGAGAAGCAGUUUAUUGUACAGAUUGUCUCCAAAGUUCUUAAAAUGGAAGCCAGACUGCUGCUUGCAAAUUCUUGCAUAAUGAAUGUAGGUUCUCGUCUGCUGAAGAAUCUUUAAAAAAAAAAAAAUACACUGGUAAUUAUCCCCGCAAUGGUGAAAAAGGGUGAACUGGUUGAGAAAAUCUAUAAAGAACUCAAAAUAUUUCCGAUAUCCUCUGAUGAAAGUCUUCUAGUAUACAGACAUUAUGAAGUUGUGCCUGUGGGUUUUUGUGUUUUUGUUUUUCAUGGUUUUAUUAAUCUCAUCUUGACAAAAAACAUAUUUGUAUCAUAACUGCUCUAAAAAAAAUUAUAUUAGAUUCCGUCUUAAUUCCUUGUUUCCCAGAGAGACUACAAUGCUUUAUAUUCUGAUGCAUGUACCACUCUGGCAAAUAAGGAGUUAAAGCUGUACAGUGUAAAAGAUCUGGGGGAUUAAACAUUUAAUCCGGCUUACAUAUGAGUUUGUCUUGUUCUUAUUACCAAAAAAUAUAUAUAUUUUACCCAGGCA